Molecule: messenger RNA, 384 nt
Organism: Hibiscus syriacus
Lineage: Eukaryota; Viridiplantae; Streptophyta; Magnoliopsida; Malvales; Malvaceae
Product: polyadenylate-binding protein 1-like 2
Exons: 1
Coding region: 1-384 (127 amino acids)
Cellular component (GO): cytosol
Molecular function (GO): mRNA binding
Source: RefSeq, a predicted model, not a curated record
AUGAACGAUUCAGCAGCAACUCAUGUAGUUUCGUUGUUUGUGAAAAAUAUCCCAAGGGCAUUACAUUGGAAGGGUCUAUGGUUCAUAUUUGCUCGAUAUGGGAAUGUCACUGGUGCGUUCAUUGCAAAUAAGCUAAGAAGAAGAGGUAAGCGGCUUGGUUUUGUUAGGUUUGGAAGCAAGGUAGAGGUAGAACGUGGUAUGGAGAAGCUUAACAGUUUUGUUCUAAACGGUUUCAAAUUAUCGGUUCAAUUUGAAAAGUCUAGAGGAUUAUCAAGAGAGGGAGGUUUAAGAAACGCUGACAGGGAGACAAGGAGAUGGGGAGGGGGUUUUAAUCAAGCAGAGGCAUCUAAGGAGGCUUUUCAAAGGAACUUGAACCAAGAGUAG